AGAAAAAAAUACACUCCUAAAAAAUAAGGAGCGGAAAGAGCCGCAGAUCGUAUGACACUUCAAAUUGAAUGUGCCUCUGCCCCUAAUUUGGGGAUAGGCCUAAGUUAGGGUUUCUACAGAUCUCAGCAACCAAAAGUCAACAAGUUAAUUCUUUUCAAACUCCUAUUGGGUUUAGGAUUUUGGAGUUUUUCUUAUUCUUGGUUUAUUGAUAGAAUUAGGGUAUAAUUGUUUGUGUUCUCAGUGAUUUGUUUGUUAAGGCAAAUAUUAGUGGGCUAUCUGAGCUGCCAAUGCAAAUUGAAUUGAAAUCUGAGAAUUUUUCGGUUGUUUUUGGAAUACCGAAAAAGUUAAAGGUGUAAAGUUCAUCAAUGUCUUGGGCAAGUCCAGAAGAUAUCUAUCUCUCUACUUCUCUUGCAAGCUAUCUUGACAAGAAACUUCUUGUACUGCUGCGAGAUGGGCGGAAGCUUUUAGGAACACUUCGUUCUUUUGACCAAUUUGCUAAUGCUGUUCUUGAAGGUGCAUGUGACCGUGUUAUUGUUGGUGAUCUAUAUUGUGAUAUCCCAUUAGGUCUUUAUAUUAUACGUGGGGAAAAUGUUGUGUUAAUUGGUGAACUGGACGUAGAUAAGGAGGAACUUCCACCUCACAUGACACGUGUUUCAGAAGCUGAAAUAAGAAGGGCGCAGAAAGCAGAAAGGGAUGCUACAGAUCUUAAAGGCACAAUGAGAAAGAGGAUGGAAUUCCUUGAUAUGGAUUGAGGUUUCUUAUUUCUUGUGUUGGAUUCUGCUUGGGAUUGUUCCAUGCCUUCUGCAAAUAUUAUCGUGGUUGCUGCGUGGUUUCCUGGGAUUCCUCUCUUCUCUUGGGCUGUGCUCUCGGAUACAUGAAGUGUUCUUUGUAACAUCUGCACUAUUAUUGGAUUUUUCAUUUGUGGUUAUAUGUUUGAAGGUUGCCCAUCUCCAUAUCUAAUGGCAUGAACUGGUAUUAUACCUGGUGAUAUGGGAAAUGGCGGGCCAUAAAAAUGGUAAAACAAAUCGUGAGUUCUUCCGUUUGCUUUUUUAUGCUAGUCUGGAGGAACUUUAGUUUUUAUGGUAGACCACUAGAACGUACAUGUUGUGAGAUUGGCAUAUUGGCAUUUACCUUUUCAGAAAACAAUUACUCCUAUGUAGCUUUGUUAAUCGCGUGUGCUAUUGUAAUUUAGCAUUGUUCAAAUCUUAAUACGCUUAAUUUUUAGGUAAUUGGUGGUUUA
This is a messenger RNA of Nicotiana tabacum (common tobacco), 1240 nucleotides long. RefSeq names its product sm-like protein LSM1B. Gene Ontology annotation, molecular function: mRNA binding. Gene Ontology annotation, cellular component: Lsm1-7-Pat1 complex; P-body. Gene Ontology annotation, biological process: deadenylation-dependent decapping of nuclear-transcribed mRNA. The record is from RefSeq and is a predicted model, not a curated record. Lineage: Eukaryota; Viridiplantae; Streptophyta; Magnoliopsida; Solanales; Solanaceae.